AGUCAGAGCCUGUGCUGCACAGGGAACACAGCCUUCAACAAUUUCUCCUGAUUUAUUUAUAUUUAUAUUUCCAUCGCAAUGUGUACUGGAAAGUGUGCGCGGUUAGUGGGGCUAAUACUUCUGCCUUCAGCUUUUUUGUGUAUAAUAGCAAAUAUACUUUUAUUCUUCCCUAAUGGAGAACAGUUGGAACCUAACCAGAUUUCCCUUCAAGUCUGGCUUAUGGGAGGUGUUCUUGGUGGAGGAUUAAUUAUGAUGUGUCCAAGCUGCUCAGCCAUCAGAGCUGGGGGCAAAGGCUGUUGCGGAGCAGGUUGCUGUGGAAACCGUUGCCGUAUGCUGAACUCUGUUUUCUCGUCUGUAUUUGGCAUUGCUGGGUCGGUCUAUUGUGCCUGUGUUGCCAUUGCAGCACUCGCUGUUGGGCCAAAAUGCCAAGUUGGGAUUAAAGAAUGGGAAUAUCCCUUUGAGGGUACAGUAGGGAACAGCAGUUACCUAGCGGAUAAGACUAUAUGGUCCAAGUGUAUCUUUCCUGAGAAUGUGGUUCUCUGGCACAUCGUGCUGUUCUCCAUACUUUUGGGUCUGUCUCUGAUCCAGAUGAUGCUCUGUAUCAUUCAGGUUGUGAAUGGAUGUGUGGGCUGCCUGUGUGGAGACUGCCGAAAAAGAAAAUCGGAUGAGGGAGGUCUGUAAGAUCUGCGGAGGAGGAAAACAACAACAAAAAAAUACAAAAUUAUUCAAUGUUGAGUCCUCAUAACAGGACAAGAUCUUUCAUACAACACUAACAACUUGUAAUCCAUGUCAUCCCUAAAAAGUGAUGUUGUGCGUAAAUGUAACAAUGUAACUUUAUUAUGUUAAGUGCUAUUGUAGCAGUACAUGAUAACCAAAUAUCAAGCUAUAGGUAACCUUGCUUUUAUGAUAGAAAUUGUGUAGAAAUGUAGAAAUUCUUUGUACUUUUUUUUAUAUAAACUAAGUGCAUUGUGGAAUACAAAAUCAUCAGGUCCUAAUGAUUCAAAACAACAUUCCUUCAGAAUAAACAUAAUUUGCUAACA
This is a messenger RNA of Carassius carassius (crucian carp), 1040 nucleotides long. Its product is annotated as transmembrane 4 L6 family member 5-like. Lineage: Eukaryota; Metazoa; Chordata; Actinopteri; Cypriniformes; Cyprinidae. Gene Ontology annotation, cellular component: membrane. The record is from RefSeq and is a predicted model, not a curated record. The transcript has 5 exons. Bases 79 to 681 code for a protein of 200 amino acids.